CAGCGGUGAAGCUGAAACCGGCUGCUGGUAUUGCUUCCGUGGCGGAGGGAUACGCCGCUGAGGAGCUAGCUAAGAGGCUGACGGAAUGCGGUUUCCCGUCGAAGAAGAGAGCGUCCAGGCUUGGGAUUGAAGUUAAGGUGAAGAAUUGGAAGGAGAUGGUGGCGAAGAAGGAAGCUUUGCUGCUGGAGAGUCGGAAUCGGGUGGCUUUUGCCUGGACGCUGGUGGCUCUGUGUUGUGGAACUCACGGGUCCCAUAUACUGCACUCUCUCGGCUUCCAUGUCGACCAUGGACCUUUCAUGGAACUACUGCACAAUUCGUAUCUGAAAGGUACAUUGGCUUUAGGUGCCCUGUUGGGGCCGGGAAGAGACCUGCUUUCUGAUGGUGUACGAGCCUUCAUGAAGGGAUCACCAAAUAUGAACUCUCUAGUUGGCUUUGGAUCACUUGCUGCAUUUAGUAUAAGUGCUGUAUCACUUCUUAAUCCUGCUCUUCAAUGGAAUGCAUCGUUUUUUGAUGAACCGGUCAUGCUUCUUGGAUUUGUUCUGUUGGGGCGUUCUUUGGAGGAAAGAGCGAGGCUCAAAGCAUCUAGUGACAUGAAUGAGUUACUGUCGCUUAUAUCCACUAAAUCAAGACUUGUGGUUACUCCUUGUGGAAGUGGUUCCUCAAGCAAUGUGGUCAGCUCUGAUGCAAUAUACAUUGAAGUACCAACUGAUGAUAUUCGAGUUGGAGACUCAUUGCUGGUUUUGCCGGGUGAAACAAUACCCGUAGAUGGUUAUGUUGUUGCAGGUAGGAGUGUUGUGGAUGAAUCUAUGCUUACUGGGGAAUCCCUUCCGGUAUUUAAAGAGAAAGGCUUGUCUGUAUCAGCAGGAACAAUAAAUUGGGAUAGUCCAAUAAAAAUUGAGGCCACAUCCACUGGUUCCAACUCAACUAUAUCCAAGAUUGUUAACAUGGUUGAGGAUGCUCAAGGCCGGGAAGCACCGAUCCAGAGGCUUGCAGAUUCAAUUGCCGGACCAUUUGUGUAUAGUGUAAUGACUUUAUCAGCAACGACAUUUACUUUCUGGUACUAUCUCGGUUCAAAAAUCUUCCCAGAUGUUUUGCUCAAUGCCAUUGCCGGACCAGAUGGAGACCCUCUGCUUCUUAGCUUAAAGCUUGCUGUUGAUGUCUUGGUUGUUUCAUGCCCUUGUGCAUUAGGUCUUGCAACACCAACGGCGAUUCUAGUUGGCACUUCACUUGGAGCAAAAAAGGGUCUUCUUAUUAGAGGAGGAGACGUACUGGAAAGAUUGGCAGGCGUAGACUAUGUUGCUUUGGAUAAGACAGGAACCCUCACUGAAGGAAAACCUGCUGUGUCUGCUGUUGCAUCUAUGGGUUGUGAACAAUUAGAUAUUCUUCGAACUGCUGCUGCUGUGGAGAAAACAGCAUCACAUCCUCUCGCCAAAGCUAUUUUAGGCAAGGCAGAAUCAUUAAAUUUGGAUAUCCCUGUUACACGAGGACAAUUAGCAGAAGCAGGCUCAGGAACAAUGGCUGAAGUAGAUGGUCUUUUAGUUGCGGUUGGAAAGUUGGAAUGGGUUAGUGAACGCUUUAGUAAAAAAACAAGCUUCUCUGAUUUAAAGAGUCUUGAGCAGUCUCUGAUGCAUGAAUCGCAAAGCAGUUCAUCAUCAAGCCAUUCCAUGACAGUUGUAUAUGUUGGUUGGGAGGGUGAAGGCAUUGUAGGUGCUAUUGCAAUAUCUGAUAAUUUACGUGAUGAUGCUAAGUCUACAAUUGAGAGGCUUCAACAGAAAGGAAUUAGAACCUUUCUCUUAUCAGGGGACAGGGAAGAGGCAGUUGCAACAGUAGCAAAUACAGUUGGGAUACAAGAUGAAUUUGUUUAUGCAUCCCUGACUCCACAGCAAAAAUCUGCUACCAUCACAACUCUUCAAGCUUCAGGCCAUCGUCUAGCCAUGGUUGGUGAUGGCAUUAAUGAUGCACCAUCUCUUGCUCUGGCUGAUGUUGGGAUUGCUUUGCAAGUUGAAGGCCAAGAAAAUGCAGCCUCAAAUGCAGCGUCGAUCAUACUUCUUGGAAAUAGACUUUUUCAGGUCGUUGAAGCAUUUGACCUUGCGCGGGCUACCAUGGCAAAAGUCCAUCAAAACUUGACUUGGGCAAUAGCAUAUAAUUUGGUCACAAUUCCCAUAGCGGCUGGAGCACUACUACCCAAGUUUAAUUUUGCCAUGACACCAUCUCUAUCAGGUGGAUUGAUGGCCUUGAGCUCAAUAGUUGUUGUCACCAACUCCUUACUCCUGCAACUCCAUGGUUCUCAAAAGGGAAAGCAACGAUACUUUCAAUGAUAACAUGUGCACUAGCUCAGAGCCCGAUUACGCCUUCCACGAAGACCUAAUAAUAAUGCUUUAGAUGAAUUGAGUUGUGGCAGCCCUAUAAUGAGGUUGGCAUCCAUAGACUUUAUCUAUUGCCUCUACGGCUCUACCUGUCUUUAAUCCUGUAGCAACGAUACGCAUUUAACAGACGUGAUUCCUGGUUUUGUUAUUAUAAGCGAAUAAAGUCCGCAUGUAAUGAUGAACCUAAAGUAGUAAGGACUGAUACCGGAAAGUGGAAACAAGUAUUUAUAUGUAUAAAUAUAAAAGAUUAUAAAGA
This is a messenger RNA of Cuscuta epithymum, 2622 nucleotides long. NCBI's taxonomy places the organism in Eukaryota, Viridiplantae, Streptophyta, Magnoliopsida, Solanales, Convolvulaceae. The record is from the annotation of a GenBank genome assembly.